AUAAAACCUACACUUAUGUUUUCUAAGUGUCCUCUCUUUCUGUUGUUGAACAACAUACAUUCACAACUAAGAAAAAAAGAAGAAACGCACAAAUAUGGUACACACAAGGUUUACGAGUUUUUUACUAGGGCUUCUCUUUGUCAUGCAUGCCCUUAGGAACUCUUCUGCAUACUCUCAUCCAGGUGAAGAAGGGCUUGAGGCUACAAGAAAAAAUUUUGGGGUUCAAAAGGGACUUCUGGAUGGUGUUAACACUGCUGGUUUGAAGAAAAUAGGGCUUGGAGGAAGGAAAAUGGCAGUCCACAAAGUGCUGAUGAGCAAAGAGAUUGAGAAGCAAGAUGUCACUACUUCAGAGAUUUCAGGAAAGGACAGUGACGCCUCAAAGAAGCCUCUUGACUGCUCUCAAUAUAAAGUGAAUGUUCAGAACAAUUUGAACAAGUUGGAGCCAAAGUCAUCGAAGUCUGCAAGCUUCAGAAUUCCUAGGAGUAAGCCGGCUGAACCUCAAAACUCUCAAGAUUCCAAGGCAGCUUCAACCAAAGCCAGCUUGGAGAGUUCCUCAAGGUCUGAUAAUAAGCCAGCCUCUCUAGAAACGAACCAUACUUCUCAUGAAGCUCGAUGGCUUCUUCAGGCAACCAAAGAGAUUGUGAACCUGAUGCACAAGGAUUAUCAGGGAAUGGGUCGCCGUAAACCACCCAUCAAUAACCACGAGCCUUGGCAUUGAGUUAAACAAAAAUCAUGAGUAGGUUUAGGCUCACAAUUUUGCUGUUGGAAGUGAAGUCCUUACCUACAUAAAAUAGGUUAUCUUUCUUUUGGUUUUUUUUGUUUUUUGUUUUUUUUUUUUGGUUUUUAUAUGGAUCAUAAAGGCAAAGAUAGGAACUUAAAGUGUUGCUUGUUUCUGAUAGUCAGAAGUAGAAGACAUAAUAGUGAUGUACAUUAAGUGUGCCUUCAUAAGCCUUUUGGUAAAGUGAAGUUAGACAAGUUUUGUGAAGUAAUAUAUAAUAUAAUGUGAUAUUAAUGCUAAAUAA
Quercus robur (English oak) is the source of this 1022-nucleotide messenger RNA. RefSeq lists its product as uncharacterized. The transcript has 5 exons. Gene Ontology annotation, molecular function: growth factor activity. Lineage: Eukaryota; Viridiplantae; Streptophyta; Magnoliopsida; Fagales; Fagaceae. The record is from RefSeq and is a predicted model, not a curated record. Gene Ontology annotation, biological process: regulation of root meristem growth. Bases 95 to 718 code for a protein of 207 amino acids.